UGUAUAGUCAACAAAUAAACAUAUGAACAGUAUAUUUGCAGUGGCCCGCCGGCGUCGUAAGGAGAGCCGGCCGCGGCGGCAGCGCACCACCUUUUCCGCACAUCAGACCCUCAGGCUGGAGCUGGAAUACGCUCGCGGAGAGUAUGUCACCCGGGCCCGAAGGUGUGAACUAGCGUCGGCGCUGUCGCUGAGCGAGACACAAGUCAAAAUAUGGUUCCAGAACCGAAGAGCUAAGGAUAAAAGAAUCGAGAAGGCUCAGAUCGAUCAGCAAUAUAGACAACUAGCGGCGGCGUCUGGGUUGUUCCCGACAGUUCUGGCUACCCCCUACUGCCCUCCGCCGUGUCCGUGCCUGCCUGUGCAACACCCACCCACGUUGGAUAAGUAAUAAGAAACCUUGAUAAGCUGGAACUCUCUACAGUGAGGUUAAAAAGGCCACAUCAAACAAGCAAUAUUGCCAUUGACAUUUGUUUGCAUUGCGCACUUGCUUUUAUGUGUGCAUAUCAAAUUGCAAUACAAUACAAAUACACUUUAUGCACCAAAAUAAAAAGAAAUAAUUACAAAAAGACUCUUAACUAAGAACAUGGCAAAUGGCGGCCUUAUCGCUUAAAGCGAUUUCUUCCAGACAACCAUAAAGGAUAAGGAAACAAUAUUUCUUUUUUAGAUGAAUUGCUUCCAUGUGGUCUUUUUAACCCCCACUGGAUCAAAAUUAUAAACUAUUAAAAUGAAAGAGAAAUGCCUAAUUAGUAUUAAAUUAAUUUAUAUAUUGAAAGCUUUCUUAUAAAUCGCUUGACAACACUAGACAAGUACUUGUCUCUAUUUAUAUUAAUUCAUGAUUUACGUAGGUACGUACAAAGGUAGGUUGACCCUUUUUAUGUAUUUUAAUUGCAGUCCAUUGUUUAAGAAGAGUAGACAGACUAUUUUCCUAAAUGGAUAGCAUUGAUUAUAUAGAAAUAAAUAAAUACUCCUGUACCUACUACUAAUGGUCAGUAAUAGGACCAAAGUAUAAAUAGUGUGUGGGUAGGUAUUAUAUUAACUUAUUCUUAUUUACCAAUAAACUAGUGUGUAAAAUAUUGUAAAUACUUAUGUCUAGUUAUUUAUAUUCAUAUUUUAAGUUGUAUAGGUAUAAAAAGGUGUUAAAAGAAACAAGAGUUAAUA
Pectinophora gossypiella (pink bollworm) is the source of this 1155-nucleotide messenger RNA. Its product is annotated as homeobox protein rough-like. Gene Ontology annotation, molecular function: DNA binding; DNA-binding transcription factor activity, RNA polymerase II-specific. The record is from RefSeq and is a predicted model, not a curated record. Lineage: Eukaryota; Metazoa; Arthropoda; Insecta; Lepidoptera; Gelechiidae. Gene Ontology annotation, biological process: regulation of DNA-templated transcription. The transcript is spliced from 3 exons. The coding region runs from base 23 to 385 and encodes 120 amino acids.